CGCUUCCCGCCUGUCCGGCUCGGCGCUCCCGGCCUGCGCCGCCAGGUGGUUGCCUCCGCCUCCGCGGCCGGCGCGCACAGCCGGGGUUUUUCCUGCACCAGCCCCGGUGGGACGAGGCGGGGGCCGCAGCGGUGCCCCCUAGGCCGUGACACGGACGCGGGAGGGUCCUCUGCAGCUGCCCUGAUCGGGGCAGAGAGGUCGCCCUGCUCCGGCCUCCGCAGCCGAGGCGAAUCACACUGACCCCCGACUGCAGGUCGCGGCAGGAAGGAUGACCACGCUUACGCGACAGGACCUCAACUUUGGCCAAGUGGUGGCCGACGUGCUCUGCGAGUUCCUGGAGGUGGCGGUGCACCUGAUCCUGUACGUGCGCGAGGUCUACCCGGUGGGCAUCUUCCAGAAGCGGAAGAAGUACAACGUGCCGGUGCAGAUGUCCUGCCAUCCAGAGCUGAAUCAGUACAUCCAGGACACACUGCACUGCGUCAAGCCACUCCUGGAGAAGAAUGAUGUGGAAAAAGUAGUGGUGGUGAUUUUGGAUAAAGAGCAUCGGCCGGUGGAGAAGUUCGUCUUCGAGAUCACUCAGCCUCCCCUGCUGUCUAUCAGCUCUGACUCUUUGCUGUCCCAUGUGGAGCAGCUGCUCCGAGCCUUCAUCCUGAAGAUCAGUGUUUGCGACGCUGUCCUGGACCACAAUCCCCCAGGCUGCACCUUCACCGUCCUGGUGCACACAAGAGAAGCUGCCACUCGAAACAUGGAGAAGAUCCAGGUCAUCAAGGACUUCCCCUGGAUCCUGGCAGAUGAACAGGACGUCCACAUGCAUGACCCCCGGCUGAUACCCCUAAAAACCAUGACAUCAGACAUUUUAAAGAUGCAGCUCUACGUGGAGGAGCGAGCUCAUAAAAGCAGCUGAGGAUGAGCCCGCACCCACCGAUCAGGCCACGACUGUCAUACUCUAGGGACCCAGCUGCAGGCAGCGCUGAGGGCCCCGCCUCCAAGUGCUCUCACUGCUCCUUGCAGGCGCGCGCCUCUGCCCGGGCAGCUCAAGUCUGCUUGGUAUCGUGGAGGAGGGAGGUGUCCCCAGGAAGGCAGUGAGGGACGCUGGGACCUCAGUUUCCCAUCUAACUAGCCAGUGUUCCCGGCUAACACUGUCUGUCUCAGAUACUGUGAACUGUUUAUUCAAUAAAGUGCCCCAAGGGCUGGCUGAGA
Messenger RNA from Cavia porcellus (domestic guinea pig), 1200 nucleotides. RefSeq names its product mitotic arrest deficient 2 like 2 (gene Mad2l2). NCBI's taxonomy places the organism in Eukaryota, Metazoa, Chordata, Mammalia, Rodentia, Caviidae. The transcript is spliced from 8 exons. Gene Ontology annotation, cellular component: zeta DNA polymerase complex. The record is from RefSeq and is a predicted model, not a curated record. The coding region runs from base 269 to 904 and encodes 211 amino acids.